This is a messenger RNA of Caenorhabditis elegans, 731 nucleotides long. It is a transcript of the gene F37A4.2, whose product is annotated as PRKRIP1 family protein. The transcript is spliced from 3 exons. Gene Ontology annotation, molecular function: double-stranded RNA binding. NCBI's taxonomy places the organism in Eukaryota, Metazoa, Nematoda, Chromadorea, Rhabditida, Rhabditidae. The coding region runs from base 103 to 672 and encodes 189 amino acids. The record is from RefSeq and is marked reviewed.
AGUUUAGCGUGCCAAUCUUUUCGAUUUUUCGCGGAUAAAACAUAAAAUUUCCCGGUUUUUUUGCACUAAUUUCUUUUUUGAUAAUUUCUAGAAAAUCUCAUUAUGCCACGAGAUGAUCCAAUCACAGAAGAAGAGCGCCGAGCAAAUUCCGCAACCGAUUUAAUUCGGAUGAGACUGGCAAGAUUGCAACAAAAUAUUGACAAGCCCGCUCCAAUUCCAAUUAAAAAGGAGACACUGAGAGCGCCAAAAGAACCUUUGGAAUUCGUGAGAAAUGUCGUUGGUUCUUCAGCUGCUGCCGGAAGUGCUGAAUUUCAUAUUUACAGAAACAACCGACGAAAAGAACAAAAUCGACUUGACUACAUUGAUGCGGUAGCAAAAAAAGAAGAAUUGGACGAUGCCUACCGUCACAAAGUAGAAAAACUUGAAAAGGAAGAAGAAUCAAAAACCGCGAAGAAGAGAGCAAAGCGAUUAAGGCAAAAAGCUGCUGCUAAGAAGAGAAAAUUGACAAAAAAGAAUAAUGAAUCUGACGAGAGCUCAUCAGAUGAUUCGGAUUCAGACUCAGGAUCAGGAUCUGAUAACGAAUCUGAAGGAAAACAAAACACAGAAGUCGAAGACAAAGAUAAAGUUGAGAAGGAAGAAACGGAUGAUGAAAAAACUGAAGUUUCUACUUGAAGUUUUUAUUACGGAAUAACUUAUUUGUACAUGUUUGAUUUAAUAUAAUUGUUUUUCUC